Molecule: messenger RNA, 540 nt
Organism: Neurospora tetrasperma FGSC 2508
Lineage: Eukaryota; Fungi; Ascomycota; Sordariomycetes; Sordariales; Sordariaceae
Exons: 3
Coding region: 1-540 (179 amino acids)
Source: RefSeq, a predicted model, not a curated record
AUGAGGACAUUUGUUGCCGUUGGUGCGUGGAAGAAGAACGGAAAGUGUCAGAACCACGACCACAACUGUGCAUCUCCUCCCAAACAACCCAGCACGGCCCCAGAAUCGGUUACAGAAGCGACGGGACCUGAGCUGCAGCUGCCAAUGCGGGGCAACCUGUGGGGUUACGACGGCAACGGCUCUGAUCCGGAUGUUGUUGCACAACCUGAAGCAACUGGAGUACAGACUGCAGAUGAAAGGAGCAACUUCCAGCUCGGCACAUGUUGGACAGAGGAACCGACCUUGGCUGGCGACCAACUGAUUCACAAAGACCCUUGUCUCAUUUUUGGCGCCUUAACAUGCAUCUCUAGCCCAAAGGUACCUAGCCAUCGCCAAGUAGCCGUUAAGGUACACUCUCAAGUUACAUACAUGCCUCUACACUCCAACCCUGGUUUGAUUGUUGGUGUGGUACUUCGAUUCACACUUUUCCUUCUCAAGUUUGGUUCGGUGGACUUUGGCGAUGCAAGCCCUGGUAAAGCGCUGGAAAUGUUUCCCUUUUAG